AUGUUGCAGAACUGCAGCGGCGGUGGGUCCAGAUGCGCGAGACGCGCCCUGGUCUUUGUGUUCGCGUGGGGGCUGGUGAUGAUCGCGGCGGUACAGUUCCGUCACGUGGAGAACAGUCUAAGGGAGACACCUACCGCCGAGGAAUCGGCCAGCGACAUGCUGGUGGACGACGUUUAUCGGCGCAGAGAGGUCCUAGUCAAUAACCGUGGCUCGUCCAGUCUCGGCCUCUCGAGGUACCUUCUGCAACGUUCGCCAGCGGACGCAAGUUUCUCUAAUUCCGCUGGUUCUGGUGUCCUGACGACUUUAACCACCCUCUCGAAUGGACCGACCAGGAAUCCGUUGGAUUUAGAACCGUUGCUGGACAAAAGACCGGCGAAGACAGAGGAUGAACUGAUCCGUGAGAUCGAACAGAGGCUGCCCAGCCUGCCACUCGCCUACUGGACCAAGAACGGCAAGUAUUCCAGCGGACAGAGCAAGGCCAAGGGUAACGACAGCUGUUCGAACCUGAAAUACCCGUCUAUCUACGACAUCGAGUUCAAUAACGUCUACUGGCAAACGAUGAGGACCAGCAACGGGACGUUUCAGUUCUUCGGGGCGUUCUACGAUCGUCGUAAGCUGUCCAGGAUCGGGCCUGCGAUCAGAAUCGUCGGGAUGAUCGAUCGGAUCGAGCCCACGGUGAAGACGCACUGUCAAUUGUGGUACGAUGGAGAAAGGGAGCCUCGGGUGGUCGAGACGUUGGAGUACAAGUACAUCUGGUACCCGAAGUGGGGCAACUACAAGCAAGGGAUCUAUCAGCCCUACGUGAUAGCCUGCAAGGUGCCUCAGUCGCAUUGGUCAAAAGGGCCGCCAGCCUCGGUGUCCAUGGUCGAGAAGCCCUGCGACACGCCCAGCAACAAUCUACGUGUGAUUUACAACAAGCCCGAACGUAAGAAGGACUUUGCGGUUUGCGUGAAAGGACUCGACUUUCUUCACGAAGACUUAUCGGUCCGGCUGGUCGAAUGGAUCGAGUUGAUCACGCUCCUGGGCGCGGACAAGAUCUUUUUCUAUCAGCUUCAGGUGCACCCGAACGUGACCAAGGUCCUCGAUCACUAUCAGAGCCUGGGCAAGGUGCACGUCACCCCGUUGACGCUGCCCGGUGGACAGCCAAAUGUUCCUGCGUUCCAACACAUGUAUCUCACCAAGAAGACCAACCACAAACGACAGAACGAACUGAUUCCGUACAACGACUGUCUCUACAAGCAUAUGUACGAGUACGAGUACAUCGCGUUGCUGGACGUGGACGAGGUGAUCAUGCCCGUCCAGGACGCCACCUGGCAGGACCUGAUGAAGAGGGUCCUGACGAAGGCGUUCAAGAUCCGUAACGAGACUCGCGCCUCGUACAACGUGCGGAACGUCUACUUCCUGGAUGACCUGUUGCACUCCCACGGCUACUUCAAGGACAUACCGAAGUAUAUGCAUAUGCUGCAGCACGUGUACCGCUCGAAGAACUUCACCAAGCCGAAUCAGUACAUCAAGUGCUUCCACAAUCCGGAGAGGGUAGUCACGCUGCAUAACCACUUUCCGCUGGCUUGUUUGGGCGCUGGAUGCACCAGCUACCCGAUCGAGACUGAGGAUGCUCAGCUGCAACACUAUCGCGCGGACUGUGUGAAAUCGUUGAAGAAAACCUGCGUCGAGUACAGGGAGAACAGUAUCCUGGACACGACGAUAUGGCGGUACAAGGAUCAGCUGGUUGAAAGGGUUACCAGGACACUGGAGACCCUUGGCUUCUUUGGGCCGAGCUAG
This is a messenger RNA of Dufourea novaeangliae, 1782 nucleotides long. RefSeq lists its product as uncharacterized. The record is from RefSeq and is a predicted model, not a curated record. The transcript has 2 exons. The coding region runs from base 1 to 1782 and encodes 593 amino acids. Lineage: Eukaryota; Metazoa; Arthropoda; Insecta; Hymenoptera; Halictidae.